Salvia hispanica is the source of this 1639-nucleotide messenger RNA. RefSeq names its product trimethyltridecatetraene synthase-like. Gene Ontology annotation, molecular function: monooxygenase activity; iron ion binding; heme binding. Lineage: Eukaryota; Viridiplantae; Streptophyta; Magnoliopsida; Lamiales; Lamiaceae. The record is from RefSeq and is a predicted model, not a curated record.
UGUAAAAUCAAUAGAUCUUCCAUCACAAAACCUCCAAAAAUGCUUCACUACCAUGAAUCCCUCUCCGCUCUGAUCCUCAUCGCCGCACUAGCCUUCCUCUCACGGCUACUCUUCCACCGCCCCCGGCCGCGAAAGCUUCCACCGGGGCCCACGCCAUGGCCGAUCAUCGGCAACAUCCACCUCCUCGGCCCGUCCCCGCACCGCUCCCUCCACUCCCUCUCCCAAAAACACGGCGAUCUAAUGCUCAUCAAGCUAGGCUCUUCACCAUCUCUCAUCGCCUCCUCCCCCGAGAUGGCGAAACAGUUCCUCAAGGUCCACGACGCCAACUUCGCCACCCGGCCCGCCCUCGCCGCCGGCAAAUACACCGCCUACAACUACUCCGACAUGACCUGGUCCCCCUACGGCCCCUACUGGCGCCAAGCCCGUAAAAUCUUCCUCUCGGAAGUCUUCAACCCUAACCGGCUCGAAUUCUUCAAGCCGGUCCGGGAUGAGGAAGGCAGGGCCUUCCUCUCCCGCCUGCAUGCCCUCUCGGGAAAGCCGGUCGUGCUGAGGGGGCAUUUGUCCCGAUUUACGCUCUCGAACAUAAGUAGGAUGGUCGUGAGCAAUAAGUAUUUUGGCGAUAAAGAUCAAGGGUCGGUUUUCGAGCUUGGGGAGCUGCAGGGGAUGUUGGAUGAGUGGUUUUUGCUGAAUGGGGUGUUUAAUGUGGGAGAUUGGAUACCGUGGCUCGGCUUCCUCGACUUGCAAGGCUAUGUGAGAAGGAUGAAGGAGCUGUAUAAGAAGCUUGAUAGGUUUAAUGAGCAUGUGAUUGAUGAUCAUCAGGCUAGGAGAUCGGGUUGUGCGAACGAGAAAUUUAUCCCCGGAGAUUUGGUGGAUGUGUUGUUGGUGAUGGCUGAGAAGCCUGAUCUUGAGGUUAAAUUGACAAGAGAUGGUGUCAAAGCAUUUUUGCAGGACUUGCUAACCGGUGGCACGGACACCUCGGCUAAAACAGUCGAAUGGGCUAUCCACGAAGUAAUGAGGCACCCUCGAGUGGCUGAAAAGGCGAGAGAAGAAUUAGACCGGGUAAUCGGAAGGGAGAGAUGGGUAGAAGAGAGCGACUACGCUCAAUUACCUUACAUGGAUGCCAUAAUCACGGAGACGUGGAGGCUGCAUCCGCUAUCCCCGUUGCUACCACCCCAUUGUGCGAUUGAGGACUGCACGGUUGCAGGGUACGACAUACCAAAGGGGACGCCCGUGAUCAUCAACACAUGGAGCAUAGGGCGGGAUCCAAACUCGUGGGACGCGCCUGUAGAGUUCUUGCCUGAGAGAUUUAUCGGAAAAGAUGUUGAUAUGAUGGGAAGUAACUUUGCCCUCUUGCCAUUUAGCUCCGGGAGGAGGAGAUGCCCCGGGUACAAGCUUGGACUUAAGCUUGUUCGGACAACGCUGGCUAAUUUGUUGCAUGGUUUCGAUUUGAGGUUGGUUGAGGGCAUGAAGCCUCAAGAUGUGUGUGUUGAGGAACUAUAUGGACUCACUGUGCAUCCUAAAGAGCCUCUUCAACUUAUCAUGGAACCUAGACUUCCAUCUCACCUAUACUAAGUUAUGUUCCUUGCAUUUAUUUAAUUGAGCAUGAUUUAUGUUGUUCUUUUCAGCAUUCUGUUUCUUU